AUAUCUGUCAAUUACCAAAACAAAUCGAUUUUUGUAAAACUCGGGGGCAUUUUUUUGAUAUUAUUUAAGACCCCGAAAUAAGGAAACUUUUAAAUUGUUACAUACGCUAAGUCUAUAGGUGUAAAGUUCACUGAUGGCUUCUCUUCUAGUCAAAAGCAGAUAUCUGAGGCAAUGCUGUCCGAGCCUCAAGGCUGCCGCGUCGAUUUCAACCACCCCCGUGGUGCAGGGCGACGCCCCAUUGAUGAGCAGCGAUCUCGCUUUACUUAAACCCGAAGAAAUUGAACAUAGGAAAAAGUUGCAGGGUUACAUAACUGUCCAAGGGCCAACUGAAUACCAGCUAGUAAGUGGUAUACCAGAAGAACAAAUAAAGAACCGAAAAGUUAGAAUUUAUGAGCCCGCAAAAAAUUGCAUGCAGAGUGGUACCAACAAUAUCGGGCACUGGGAGAUGGAUUUUGAUGCUAAGGAACGUUGGGAGAACCCUUUAAUGGGAUGGUGCUCCUCUGGAGAUCCUCUCUCAAACAUGAAAGUGCAAUUCAGCUCAAAAGAGGAGGCAAUUGAGUUUUGUGAGAAAAACGGCUGGGACUACUAUAUCCAAGAAAGCAAAUUGAAGAAACCGUUUAAACCUAAUUCGUAUGGCUCUAAUUUUGCUUGGAAUAAGCGCACUAGAGUAUCCACAAAGUAGUCUUGUACAAUUCCUUUAAUAAUUGUUGUUAAUAAAUAUUCAAAUAUAUAAAUACUUA
This is a messenger RNA of Anthonomus grandis grandis, 740 nucleotides long. RefSeq names its product NADH dehydrogenase [ubiquinone] iron-sulfur protein 4, mitochondrial-like. The transcript has 4 exons. Gene Ontology annotation, biological process: electron transport chain. The record is from RefSeq and is a predicted model, not a curated record. Bases 134 to 682 code for a protein of 182 amino acids. NCBI's taxonomy places the organism in Eukaryota, Metazoa, Arthropoda, Insecta, Coleoptera, Curculionidae.